Messenger RNA from Aspergillus luchuensis, 321 nucleotides. RefSeq lists its product as uncharacterized. The coding region runs from base 1 to 321 and encodes 106 amino acids. The record is from RefSeq and is a predicted model, not a curated record. The transcript has a single exon. Lineage: Eukaryota; Fungi; Ascomycota; Eurotiomycetes; Eurotiales; Aspergillaceae.
AUGUCGGUCGACGUGGCAAUGCAGUCGAGUGGGAAGACCGUUGCGACUAGUGUCUACUCCAUAAUGCAACCCCUUGGGGGCCGCCAGGAUCCAGGCAGCAGCUGCCAGGAUGACCCGUUUGGAUGCGUGGUGGUCGUUUCCGGAGAGACCGCCAGAAGAGCCAGGCUGGGGGCGGCGGCGAUGAAGCCAGGGCACAAACUGGACCGGGAGAAUAUUACCGACGGCGAGAGGGAAGCAGGAGCUUACGAACAGGCGGUGGUCCAGGAAACCCGGACUGGCAUGACAUGGCGUCUGUCUAAUUCUUCUAGUGGCUGCAGCUAG